AUGAGUUAAGUUAACAAUCAAGGUGGGGGUUAACAGAAUUUAAGAGUAAACGGGGCUUCACCCAAACUAGCCAAGACUAACAUCCUAAAUCAUUAAAAUAGUCUCAGCAAUUCCUUCAAAAAUGACUAGUUUCAAUUUCAGCAAACUGCCUCUAUCAAAGCUGGCUUCAUUUAAAAGCAACAAGUACCCACUGAUAAUGGCUCUAAAAAUAUAAACUGGGUCAAGCAGAACAAUAAGAAAAUCAAUUCAAAAGCCACUUAGCAACUAAAGAUUCAGCUAUAGGAUCUUGAUGAGGAGAUUUAGAAGAAGAGGCCUCUCUCUCGGUAUGACACGAGUAGUCUUGCUCUCCAAAAAAAGAAAAAUGAUCAGCUUGAUUAAUUAGGGGAAAACAACUCUUAGUCAAUUUAAAUACAAGAAGAAGAUUCUCCUCGGGAACUUUAGGUUAUUUAGCCAAGCAAAAUUAAAGCAGAAAUGACUUUUAUCUAGAAGGUCAAAUAAUGUUGUGGUGGGAAAAAGCAAAAGGAUAAUUCUCACUUGAUAGAAGACUAUUCAGAAGGAGAGAGUGACACUGAAUUCGAAACUCCCUACAGCUAACUAAACUUGACUGAAAAACACGAUAGAGUCAAAUAUCUUUGGCAUCGCUCUUUUCUUAAGGCUAAGGGAGCUGCUCAUAUACUGGCUAAAUUCGGAGAGUUGAAUAAGAAGAUAUACUUGCUUGGAGCUGCGAGGAAAGAUGAAGAGUAUGAAGACUAGAAUGCCGUGAUUCUGAGAACAAAGAAGUGCAUAAUUAUGCCUGAUGAGAAAGGUAAAGCUUAUUGGAAUCUUGUUAUUACUGCUCUGCUUCUCUACACGGCUACUUAUGUACCUUUCAGAAUCUCUUAUGUAGAUGAUAAUCCGAUUUACAUGAUUAUACUAGACACAAUAAUGGAUAUGAUCUUUCUAACAGAUUUGGUUUUAAGCUUCUUCUCUGCUUAUGAAGAUAAGAAAAUGGGUGUUGAGGUAAGACAUAAGUACAUAGCAAUCGCUUAUAUAAAAUCAUGGUUCUUCCUUGAUUUGAUGUCUUGUGUACCAAUAUAAUUGAUGGAAGUCUAGUAUGACGAAGCUGGUGGCUAAAAAAAACAAUAAACUUCAAGUGUCAAACUACUGAGACUAACAAGAUUGCCUAGACUUUACAGACUAAUAAGAAUUUUAAGACUUUUUAAGAUGCUAAGGCUUUUCAAGCAGCAGAGCUCAAUGAAGAGGCUAUUUGAUUCAAUAAAGAUGAAUGCAGGUAUUGUGAGAAUGAUAAGUGUCACAAUCACUGUAUUCUUCUUAGUUCAUUUAGUUGGAUGCUUUUGGUUCUUGAGUGCAAAACUUGACGACUUCAAUCCAGAUACUUGGGUAGUCAGAUUUGGGUAUCUUGACAAAGAUCCCAGCGUUCAAUAUCUUGCUUCUAUUUACUGGGCUUUGUAAACGCUGACUACUGUAGGGUUUGGAGAUAUAUACGCUAAAACAAUACCUGAAAAAGUUAUUGCAAUAUUAUGGAUGAUAUUUGGAGUGGGAUUCUAUUCCUUCACUAUUGGAAACUUAUCUUAGAUAAUCGCUAGUAUUGAUACUUAAUCAGCAUUAUUGUCUUAAAAACUUAGUAUACUUUCAGAAUUCUCUAAAAGAACAAAUCUGCCAACAGAUGUCAUGUUUAGAAUCAGAAGGCAUUUGGAAAAUAACAAUAAGCAUCAAAACAAUUUAGAGGAAUAAGAAAAAUUAUUGAAUGACUUACCAGCUGCUUUGAGAAGUGAAGUUGUUAAACACACUCAUGGUGAAAUAAUUUAAAAGAUAAACUUCUUCAGAGAAAAGACUCCCGAUUUUUUAUGGGCAAUUCUGCCAGCAUUGAGACCAAUUAAGCUUAUGCCAACAGAUGUUCUCUAUACUCAAGGAGACCAUUCUGAUGAAAAGGGAUCAUAUUUUGGAGACUCAGAUAUAUUCUACUAGGAUGAGAAUAAGGGAAGAGAUAGCACAGCUGUUGCUGACACAGAAUGCCACUUACUUGUAUUGAGUAGGAAGGAACUCAUGCAAUUAAAUGAUGACUUUGAGGAUAUGAGUAAAGAGAUGAAGGAGAUCGCCAAGGAAAGGAAAGCUAAUCACGAAGAGCUGAUUGCAGAAACUGUGGAAGAGCAUAUCAAAACUAAGAUGCAGGAAAAUCUCAAAAAUGCCAUUAUGAUUGGUAAUCUAAGGACUCCUAAGCACAAAGAUGAUCAUCAUAAUAUAUUCAGAAGUUAACUAGGCAGUAAAUCAAGAAGCAACUCAGGAGUAAGAGCUGGUAAAAAAGAAGAGUAUUCGUCUUCUAGAACAACUAAUAAUAAAGAAGCUAAUGCUACUAUAAGCAAUAACGUGUUCUCAGAUGCCAUUAGAAAGUUGAAUGUACCCUCAUAAAAUCAAUCUGGCUUAUCAGCUUCAGACAACUCUAAUCCACUUUUAAUGCCGCUGACUGCCAAUAUGAAUGACAAGAUAAAACAAAGAGAGAUCUAUGUCCAACAGGGCAAAAAGGAAUUGGACAGCAAACAAAAGAAAUUCAGAGAAGAUUACAAUGAGACACUAGUUAACUUCUAAAACAACAUGAACUUUCUGGCUAUUCAUGCAGAUGAGAUCCAGAACAUGUUUAUUAGUUACCAGAAAGAGAGACAGAGCAUAAUGGGAGCAAUGACUGUGAUGAAGGAAUAGGCUCAAUAGCUAAAGGCAAAGUAAGGAUUAUUAUUCAAAUUGAUAAUGCUGUUUUGUAGUUCUGAAUUUUUGAAGAGCACCUUAGAUAUGAUAAUUGAGAAAAUAUGA
This is a messenger RNA of Stylonychia lemnae, 2805 nucleotides long. Lineage: Eukaryota; Ciliophora; Spirotrichea; Sporadotrichida; Oxytrichidae. The record is from the annotation of a GenBank genome assembly.